AUGGACCCAAAAACCAUAAAACAACAGAGACCAGAUCAAGUACCAAAAAACAAGGAAAACAAUUCUAGUCAAUUUACUUAUUUGAUAAUACACGCAACUGGAGAAAAACCUUUAUCGAAAUGCUCUCCUUUCUUAAUACAAAAACUGUUUGAAUCGACUAUUGGACAUUUGAAAAAAUUUAAAAAAUUGAGAUCGGGAGAUUUACUCAUAGAAACAGCCUCACCUCAACAGUCGGCAAAACUCUUAACAACAAAGACACUGGGAGACAUGGAAGUGACUGUCACACCACACGGAAGUUUAAACUCAUUUCGUGGUGUGAUAUCUGAGGUUGAUCUGAUGUCUGAAGAUGAAUCAGAUAUUCAAAUCGGCCUUUCAGACCAAGGCGUCACUGCUGUCCGACAUAUCUCCAUUUGUCGAGAUGGCAAGUUGAUACCAACUAAACAUCUCAUUCUUACUUUCUGA
Molecule: messenger RNA, 462 nt
Organism: Centruroides sculpturatus (bark scorpion)
Lineage: Eukaryota; Metazoa; Arthropoda; Arachnida; Scorpiones; Buthidae
Exons: 1
Coding region: 1-462 (153 amino acids)
Source: RefSeq, a predicted model, not a curated record